CCAUUGCAGCUUUUGAUGGAGACAUCUGGUGACUGUAGCAGCCAAUAUGUCAGGGUAACUCCUGGGUUCCUGAAACAUCUGCAAGAUUUAGAGCCCCAAGUGGCAAGAAGACGGUUAUCUCAGGCACGGCACCGGGCUACGCUGGCAGGACUCUUCAACAACCUGCGGGAAACUGUGUUUUCACCGUCAGACAAUUCAGCAUCAAAGUGCCAGGUUUUGCGUAAAGCUAAGAAUUAUAUCCAGGAGCUGGAGCAAACCUUGGGUACCUUGCUGAAGAUGAAAGAGUCCUUCAAUCUGGAGGAUGGGAACCCGUCCAGCUUGGAGGAAGUCAAGGAGGAAUAUGUCAAGAUGUACUUCAGCGAUGUCAGUACUGCGUCCCCUUCAGAUGCCAUGAGUGAGAGUGGCUCUACGGUCUGGUGUUUGAUUCAAGAAUAUGAAAAAAACUCAGUGGAAGAGGAUGGGAAGCCAAGACUUAUCCAGUCCCCAGCCACUUCAUCUCCUGAUCUGUUGGAGUUUGAACGGUACCUAUAUUUUUAUAAACAGACCGUGGACCUGCUGGUUGAGAAUGGGAUUGUGUGCACCGAAGAGGUCACUCUUCCUGUCGUCUCCACAACUGUUUCCCACCUGUGGCAGAAUCUGCCAGAGGAAAGGAGAGACAGUGUCUUGCAGUACUGUAGUCAGAGACAAAAUGUACUCCCAGACCCUAAGGCAGCCUGCACUGAAGGCAGUGUGAGGAACAGCAGAGCUAACAGUCAGGAAGCCAGUGGUUCAUUGGUAUCCACACCCGACGAGAUACUAUUUGAAGAUGCAUUUGAUGUUGCUGCUGGUUUCCUUGACAGAAAUGAGACUCAACAAGCAAUGUCCAGUCCAGGCUCAAUGUUCACAGGCUGCACCUCAGAAAAUCCAGAGGAUAACCACCGGCUCUACUUGCAGAUCACUGGUUUCUUAAAGGGUCUUUUCUUUGCUGACACACAGUUUCCCCAGGAAGAGGCUGUUCAGUUUGACUAUGAGACUGUGAUGCUGCAGUGCACGGAGACCUUUGAUGAUGAAGAUUUGUAA
This is a messenger RNA of Gopherus evgoodei (Goodes thornscrub tortoise), 1059 nucleotides long. It is a transcript of the gene STRA8, whose product is annotated as stimulated by retinoic acid 8. Gene Ontology annotation, biological process: cellular response to retinoic acid; meiotic cell cycle. The transcript has 8 exons. NCBI's taxonomy places the organism in Eukaryota, Metazoa, Chordata, Testudines, Testudinidae. Gene Ontology annotation, molecular function: protein dimerization activity. Bases 16 to 1059 code for a protein of 347 amino acids. The record is from RefSeq and is a predicted model, not a curated record.